This is a messenger RNA of Pollicipes pollicipes, 1415 nucleotides long. Its product is annotated as luciferin sulfotransferase. The record is from RefSeq and is a predicted model, not a curated record. NCBI's taxonomy places the organism in Eukaryota, Metazoa, Arthropoda, Thecostraca, Pollicipedomorpha, Pollicipedidae. The transcript is spliced from 4 exons. Bases 233 to 1078 code for a protein of 281 amino acids. Gene Ontology annotation, molecular function: sulfotransferase activity.
CCGCAGCCGAGGAACAGCGCUGCGCAAUAAGAGGUGCGCACCGCCGGCGGUGCACGGCUUCUUCCCAUCGCAAGCUCACCCAUCAGUGAAGACCAGAUCGAGAGCUAUUACGCGGUUUGUCCGGACGACCUCGGGAUGAGCACCCCAGAUAAAAAGGCAUUCCCAUACAAGAUAGUUCCUUUGGAUAGCGAAACACAAAAGGCUAUCGCGCGAGAUUUCGCCGGCUAUCCCAAUGGACUGGCUUCAGUUAACCACUGGGGCUUCAAGCUGUCUGCCACGUCCAGUCCGAAAGAAAAGAAAGUGUGGCACAACCUGGACCCAAGAGAUGGUGUGGCUCAUCGCCAACGACUUAGAUUACGAUGGGGCCAAGACGACCCUGUCUGAGAGGACUGGUGCGUUGACGGACGGAGAAAAAUAUCCUGAUCUGAAGACUACUCGGAGAUCAGAUGCCGCCUGCCAACAGUCAAGCGACAGCUCCCACUGCGCCCAGCCACGCUUCGUCAAAACGCACUGGCCUCUGUCCAUGAUCCAUCCGCGCGUGUUGAACGUCUGCAAGGUGGUGUACGUGGCCAGGAAUCCCAAGGACGUCUGCGUCUCCUUCUUCCACCACUGCAGACUCAUGACACACGUCGACUUCCUUGGAGAUAUGCAGAUGUUCGUGAAGUAUUUCAUGGAGGGCCUCAUCGUGGCAACUCCGGUCAUGGAGCACAUGGUAGAAGCAUGGAAUGUGCGUCACCACCCCAACAUCUGCUUCAUCUUUUUUGAAGACAUGAAACGUGAUCUCCAAUCAGAAAUCCGCAGGGUAGCCGAGUUUCUGGGCAAGUCACUCUCGUGUGAGCAAGUAGAUGAGCUGGCAGAGCACCUUCAUUUUGAUAACUUCAAAAAGAACCCUUACGUCAACAAGGAAGAAGGAAAGACGGCGGGCGACUUCCAUGCAGAUCGGGGCGACUUCAUAAGAAAGGGAAAAAUCGGUGACUGGAAGAAUCAUUUCACGCCAGAGAUGAGUGAGAAAUUCGACAAGUGGAUGGCAGAGAAGUUAAAGGGCACUGAUCUUUCAUUCACCAUGGAGGAUGCGUGAAACAUGAUUGAUGUAGGACGUCACAUCAGUGCGUGAUCAUUGGUGUCCAGGACUUUAAAGUUCGCCGCUGCUUUUGUCCACCCUGUCGUGCUAUGAUGCGGAGCGAAACUGAAAUUGAAUUCAUGUAGGUCUGAAUACGAAUUUGAGGUUUUCAACCUUGGAGCUAUGAAAACUGAGACGGACAUUGGUCGGAAAUCCGGACGUGACUGUCUGUGUGAGGCCGUCGCUUGUGAGGAGGAAAGAUGGGCGAAAUACGGGACGGUGUUUAGGCACAUUCAAACAAGAUCCGACAGCGGGUGACUGAUUUUUUAAUAGCAGUACAGGUAGUUAUAUACAU